AUGGAGCACCCUUACGCCCAGGAGGACAGCCUGAAGAAAAAGCAACAGAAGGAAAAGGCCAAGAAGUCCGCACUGGAACUUCCCCCCAGGCCGGCCCGGUCUCUGCUCUGCUUCACCCUCCAGAACCCAGUGCGCAAGGCUUGCAUCGCUAUCGUGGAAUGGAAACCCUUCGAAACCGUCAUUCUGCUGACCAUCUUUGCCAACUGUGUGGCACUGGCAAUCUAUCUACCAAUGCCUGAAGAUGACACCAACAGAGUGAAUUCCAGACUGGAAAAGCUAGAAUACUUCUUCCUCAUAGUAUUUGCCAUUGAGGCAAUGCUAAAGAUAAUUGCCUAUGGAUUUCUAUUCCAUGCAGAUGCCUACCUUCGAAGUGGCUGGAAUGUGCUCGAUUUUACGAUAGUCUUUCUAGGAGUCUUCACGGUGAUCCUGGAGAGAAUCAGCUUAAUGGACAAAGCACUGCUUAGCGGGCAGGGUGGCUUUGAUGUCAAAGCGCUGAGAGCAUUCCGAGUGCUGCGGCCCUUGCGCCUGGUGUCAGGAGUGCCAAGCCUGCAGGUGGUCCUGAACUCCAUCAUCAAGGCCAUGAUGCCCCUGCUCCACAUUGCCGUGCUUGUUGUCUUCAUGCUCAUUAUCUACGCCAUUGUAGGGCAGGAGCUCUUCAAGGGAAAGAUGCACAAGACCUGUUACUACAAUGGGACAGACAUCUUGGCCACUGUGGAAAAUGAAAAACCAUCUCCGUGUACAAGUGCGGGCCAUGGGCGCCAGUGCACCAUCCCGGGCUCAGAGUGCAGGGGCAAGUGGCCAGGGCCCAACAACGGCAUCACUCAUUUUGAUAACUUUGGGUUUGCCAUGCUGACUGUCUACCAGUGCAUCUCCAUGGAGGGCUGGACAGAAGUCCUCUACUGGGUAAAUGACGCCAUUGGGAAUGAGUGGCCCUGGAUCUACUUCGUCAGCCUCAUUUUACUGGGGUCCUUUUUCAUUCUUAACCUGAUCCUGGGUGUGCUCAGUGGGGAGUUCACCAAAGAACGUGAGAAAGCCAAAUCGCGGGGUACCUUUCAGAAACUGAGGGAGAAGCAGCAGUUAGAGGAGGACAUGAAAGGCUACAUGGACUGGAUCACCCAUGCAGAAGUCAUGGAUAGUGACCGGAGACGCGGUGAAGGACUAAUGCCAUCAGAUGAAGGUGGCUCAGAGACAGAGAGCCUGUAUGAGAUUGAGGGCAUGAAUAAAUGGAUUCGCUUCUUCCAGCAGUGGAGGCGGUGGAACCGACUUUUUCGGAGGAAAUGCCGUGAAUUGGUGAAGUCCAAGUUAUUCUAUUGGUUAGUUAUCCUGGUUAUUGCCUUGAACACCUUCUCAAUAGCCUCUGAGCAUCACAAUCAACUUGACUGGAUGACCUAUGCUCAAGAUGUUGCCAACCGGGUGCUUCUGGCCCUCUUUACCAUAGAGAUGAUUCUGAAGAUGUAUGCCCUGGGCUUCCGUCAGUACUUCAUGUCGCUCUUCAACCGCUUUGAUUGCCUGGUGGUGUGCACGGGCAUCCUAGAGCUCAUACUGGUGGAGAUUGCCUCCAUGACACCCUUGGGCAUCUCUGUUUUGCGGUGCAUUCGUCUGCUGCGGAUCUUGAAGAUAACUAAGUACUGGACCUCCCUAAACAACUUGGUGGCCUCUCUGCUGAACUCUGUACGCUCCAUUGCCUCCCUCCUCACCCUCCUUUUCCUCUUCAUUGUCAUCUUUGCCCUGUUAGGGAUGCAGCUUUUUGGAGGGAGGUUUGACUUUGAUGAUAUGAUAAUCCGACGUAGCACAUUUGAUAACUUUCCCCAGGCUCUCAUCAGUGUCUUCCAGGUUCUGACUGGGGAAGACUGGACUUCCAUUAUGUACAAUGGGAUUAUGGCUUAUGGAGGGCCAACCUAUCCUGGCAUGUUGGUCUGCAUUUAUUUCAUUAUUCUCUUUGUCUGUGGAAACUACAUCUUGCUCAAUGUCUUUUUGGCCAUUGCUGUGGACAACCUUGCUGAGGCUGAAACACUGACUUCUGCCCAGAAAGCCAAAGCUGAAGAGAAGAAGAGGAAAAAGUUGACCAGAGGCUAUCCUGAGAAAUCUGAAGAGGAAAAACAGAUGUUGGCUAAGAAACUGGAACAGAAAGCCAAGGGCGAAGGAAUCUCUACCACUGCCAAGUUGAAGGUGGAUGAGUUUGAAUCCAAUGUCAAUGAAAUCAAGGACCCCUAUCCCUCUGCUGACUUCCCAGGUGAUGAUGAGGAAAAUGAGCCUGAAAUCCCCCUGAGCCCAAGACCGCGCCCCCUUGCAGAGCUGCAGCUGAAAGAGAAAGCAGUGCCAAUGCCAGAAGCCAGUGCAUUCUUCAUCUUCAGUCCAACCAACAAGUUCCGUGUGCUGUGCCACCGAAUUGUCAAUGCCACCUGGUUCACCAACUUCAUCCUGCUCUUCAUCCUGCUCAGCAGCAUCUCACUGGCGGCUGAAGAUCCAAUACGGGCUGUAUCCUUCAGGAAUAAGAUUUUAGAGAAAUUUGACACUGUCUUCACAUCUGUAUUCACUGUUGAAAUCAUUCUGAAGAUGACUGCUUAUGGUGCUUUCCUUCACAAGGGGUCCUUCUGUCGCAACUAUUUCAACAUUCUGGACUUGGUUGUUGUUGCUGUGUCCCUCAUCUCCAUGUGGUUUGAGUCCAGUGCCAUCUCAGUGGUGAAAAUCCUAAGGGUGCUCAGAGUGCUGCGACCACUGAGAGCCAUUAACAGAGCAAAGGGGCUAAAGCAUGUGGUCCAGUGUGUUUUUGUGGCCAUCAAGACCAUUGGCAAUAUUGUGCUGGUUACCUUCUUGCUGCAGUUCAUGUUCGCCUGCAUUGGGGUGCAGCUCUUCAAGGGAAAAUUCUUCAGCUGUACUGAUCCAACCAAGUUGAUCGAAUCUGAAUGCAGGGGACAUUUCAUCACCUAUGUUGAUGCUGAUCCAACGCAGGUUGAGGAACAUGAGCGGAUGUGGAUCCACAAUGAUUUCCACUUCGACAAUGUCUUCUCAGCUAUGAUGUCUCUCUUCACUGCAUCCACUUUUGAAGGAUGGCCUCAACUGCUGUACAGAGCAAUUGACACCAGCGCUGAGAACGUGGGCCCCAUAUACAAUCAUCGCAUGGGCAUUGCCAUCUUCUUCAUCAUCUAUCUCAUCCUCAUAGCCUUUUUCAUGAUGAACAUCUUCGUAGGCUUUGUCAUUGUAACCUUCCAGGAGCAGGGUGAAACAGAGUACAAAAACUGUGAGCUGGACAAGAACCAGCGCCAGUGUGUCCAGUAUGCCCUGAAAGCACGACCUCUGAGAUGUUACAUUCCCACCAACCCCUACCAGUACCAGAUAUGGUACGUGGUGACUUCCUCCUACUUUGAAUAUCUCAUGUUCUUCCUGAUCACGCUGAAUACCAUCUGCUUGGGCAUGCAGCAUUAUAAUCAAUCAGAGACUAUGAACCAGGUGUCAGAUGUCCUCAAUGUGGUCUUCACCAUCCUUUUCACAGUGGAAAUGAUCCUUAAACUUAUAGCCUUCAAAGCUAAGGGCUACUUUGGGGAUCCUUGGAAUGUCUUUGAUUUCCUUAUUGUUGUUGGCAGCAUCAUUGAUGUCAUCCUGAGUCAGAUUGAUACUAAGCAGCCAUUGCUCCAGGGGACCAGCAGUACUGGAGAGGCCAUUUCACAGCUUCCCGCAAUAGAUCCUGAUGAAAGUGGCCGGGUCUCCAUCACUUUCUUCCGACUUUUCCGUGUCCUACGGCUGGUAAAACUGCUGAGCCGAGGAGAGGGAAUUAGGAAUUUGCUGUGGACCUUUAUCAAGUCCUUCCAGGCACUUCCUCACGUGGCCUUGCUGAUUGUGAUGCUGUUCUUUAUCUAUGCUGUAAUUGGGAUGCAGAUGUUUGGGAAAAUUGCUCUGGUGGAUGGAACCCAAAUAAAUCGGAACAACAACUUCCAAACCUUCCCACAAGCAGUGUUGCUGCUGUUCAGGUGUGCAACCGGUGAGGCCUGGCAGGAGAUCCUACUGGCUGCCAGUUAUGGGAAGCUGUGUGACCCUGAGUCUGACUAUGCUCCUGGGGAAGAAUACACUUGUGGGACAGGCUUUGCUUACUUCUACUUCAUCAGCUUCUACAUGCUAUGUGCAUUCCUGAUUAUCAAUCUUUUUGUUGCUGUCAUCAUGGAUAACUUUGACUACCUCACACGGGAUUGGUCCAUACUGGGUCCACAUCACUUGGAUGAAUUCAAAAGAAUCUGGGCAGAAUAUGAUCCUGAAGCCAAGGGCCGCAUCAAACAUCUAGAUGUGGUGACUCUCUUGAGACGAAUCCAGCCUCCUCUGGGCUUUGGAAAGUUUUGUCCACACCGUGUGGCUUGUAAGCGCCUGGUGGGUAUGAAUAUGCCCCUAAAUAGUGAUGGCACCGUCACAUUUAAUGCUACACUCUUUGCUCUAGUGAGAACAGCUCUCAAGAUCAAGACAGAAGGUAAUUUUGAGCAAGCCAAUGAAGAGCUGAGAAUGAUUAUCAAAAAAAUCUGGAAGAGAACAAGCAUGAAGCUCUUGGAUCAAGUGAUUCCACCAAUUGGAGAUGAUGAAGUAACCGUGGGCAAGUUCUAUGCUACCUUCCUCAUCCAGGAGCACUUCAGAAAAUUCAUGAAGCGUCAGGAAGAGUAUUAUGGAUACCGGCCCAAAAAGAAUGCCAUUGAAAUCCAAGCUGGCCUGAGGACCAUCGAAGAGGAAGCUGCUCCUGAGAUCAAAAGAGCAAUCUCUGGGGAUCUGACAGCAGAGGAGGAGCUUGAGAGAGCCAUGGUAGAGGCAGCCAUGGAAGAAGGAAUCUACAGGAGGACAGGGGGCUUGUUUGGACAGGUUGACAACUUCAUGGAACCCAGCAGCCCCCUGCCACCCCAUGUGGCCAGCCAGAGGCCUCUGCAAUUCACUGAAGUGGGAAGCGAGGAUCUGGAUUCCCCUGUGUUCCUGGAUGACUUCCCACCAGCAGGCAACACCAAUGUGAAUAACAGCAACAGCAAUGUCAACAACAAUGCAACGACACGGAUGACAUAUGAGGAUGAACAGAAUGGAGAAUGCAUGCUACCGCCUUCACAUCAGUCAUCCCGUGCAGCCUACACACACUCUGUCCAGCCUGAAAAACAACAAGAGCAAGUGAGCAAGCGGCCAGCAUGUGGUGUCAAUACUUGUUCAGAACUACAGUUUUCCAUUCAGCAGGAUCUGACCUCUGGGGGACGCGGCUCCCUAGCUACAGAUUCCUUCCGGAAACUGGCAAGAGAUGAGGUGGCUGCUGCAUUCCAGGUGGAGGAUGUUGCUGCCACAUUGAAGAGAAGGGACAACUCAACUACAUCUCUGUAA
This is a messenger RNA of Varanus komodoensis (Komodo dragon), 5334 nucleotides long. RefSeq names its product calcium voltage-gated channel subunit alpha1 S (gene CACNA1S). The record is from RefSeq and is a predicted model, not a curated record. Gene Ontology annotation, biological process: calcium ion import across plasma membrane. Lineage: Eukaryota; Metazoa; Chordata; Lepidosauria; Squamata; Varanidae. Bases 1 to 5334 code for a protein of 1777 amino acids. The transcript is spliced from 43 exons. Gene Ontology annotation, molecular function: high voltage-gated calcium channel activity. Gene Ontology annotation, cellular component: voltage-gated calcium channel complex; membrane.